Oryzias melastigma (Indian medaka) is the source of this 5429-nucleotide messenger RNA. It is a transcript of the gene eif2ak3, whose product is annotated as eukaryotic translation initiation factor 2-alpha kinase 3. Lineage: Eukaryota; Metazoa; Chordata; Actinopteri; Beloniformes; Adrianichthyidae. The coding region runs from base 412 to 3663 and encodes 1083 amino acids. Gene Ontology annotation, biological process: protein phosphorylation. Gene Ontology annotation, molecular function: protein kinase activity; protein binding; ATP binding. The record is from RefSeq and is a predicted model, not a curated record. The transcript is spliced from 18 exons.
CUGUUUGGGGGGCGGGUUCACCCCGAGCCCGCCUUUUCGAGCGACGCAGAGCUAAGCCAAUCACGUUAUGCUUAGUAAGCGCGCGUGAAUGAUUGACGUGGAUGGCCGCCAAUGGGCGGGGAUUCGUGGCUUCUUGAGGAAAACGUGGAUUCUGUCAGCCAAUCCCAGAGUAGAAACAGGGCGGGACUAGCCGUUACCAAGGCAUAUCUCAAUCUAGCAUAAAUGGAAUAACAUGGUGUCCCAAAGGCUGUUUAUGUUUACUUAGUGCGCUCUCUCAGAGAUUUACUUUUUCCUCAAGACACCGUGACGUUUUGUUUUUUUUUUUUUUUUAUCUUUUCUUACUUUAAUGUUCCGCUUCAUACGGCCCAUGGCAUGUAAAUAAUAUCCUUCACUAAUGUGCCAGUUUUACCAAUGGAAAGGGGGCUUCGCUUUGGAAACGUGGGCAUUUUCCUGGUGCUCCUGCUGUUGCUGAAGCUGCGCAUCGGGUUCGGGAGCGCGCAGAGCCCGGGCUCCAUCACCGUGAGCCGGGGCCCGGGAGAUGGUGCCGGAGUCAUGGAGCGCAGCCUGGAGAACCUGGGAGCCCCGGGAGCAGACGUCACCGUGGAGGACGACGAAACCGGGCCGGCGGGGGAAGCAGACGAACCGGGCAGAGAGAGGAACGGAAACGUCAGAACCGCGAGGUCUCUUGUGAUCAUCAGUACCCUGGACGGGCGGAUCUCUGCUUUGGAUCCUCACAACCAGGGCAGGAAGCAGUGGGACCUGGAUGUUGGCUCAGGGAGUUUGGUGUCCUCCAGCCUCAGCAAACCUGAGGUGUUUGGCAAUAAGAUGGUGAUACCUUCACUGGAUGGUGCCUUGUUCCAGUGGAACCGGGACAGGGAGAGUAUGGAGGCAGUGCCUUUCAGCGUGGAGUCCCUGUUGGAGUCCUCGCACCGCAUCGGGGAGGACACCGUCCUGGUCGGCGGCAAAUCCCUCACUACUUACGGCCUGGGCGCUUACAGCGGCAAGCUUCGCUACAUUUGCUCUGCUGGGGGCUGCAAUCGCUGGGGCGAGGAUGAGGCCGAGGCUGAAGAUGUGCUCCUGCUUCAGAGGACUCAGAAGACUGUGCGUGCGGUCAGGCCUCGAUCAGGAACAGAGAAGUGGAACUUCAGUGUUGGAAACUUUGAGCUGAAACUCCUCCCAGAGAUUCAAUCUGGAAUGAACUUCCUGGAGGGGGAGAUGACAAACGAUGAGCCCUGGAAGGAAAACCAGAGGGUCAUCACAGAUGAACCAAAGGAGAGGGAGAAGAGGGAGGACAAGCAGAACCAAAACCAGCAUUUGGACCUCGUCAUCAAAGUGUCUGUCCCAGACUGGAAAGUCAUGGCCUUCACGGAGCCCAACGAGCAGCUGGUCUGGGAGCAUCAGUUUUGCACACCCAUUGCCUCCGCCUGGCUUGUCGGUGGAGGGAAAGUUACUCCGAUCAGCCUGUUUGACGACACGGGCUACAGCAGCCAGUCUGAAACUGAAGACGAAGAGGACGAAGAUCCCAGCAAGAGCCGCGGUUCUGGAGAGUCAAGCGUCUACCUUGGCAUGUUCCAGGGACAGCUCUACCUUCAGUCAUCAGUGAGAAUCACAGAAAAGUUUUCUGCCAAAGCCAUCGGAUCAGAGAAAGACAACAUAAUCCACGUACCCGUCGUUAAAUGGAAGCCUCUAAUACAUUCUCCGUCUCGGACUCCAGCUCUGGUCGGUUCUGAUGAAUUUGACAAGUGUCUGAGUAACGACAAGUACUCCCAUGAUGAAUACAGCAACGGAGCCCUGUCCGUUCUCCAGUAUCCAUACGACAACGGCUACUACUUCCCCUACAGCAAACGCUACCGGGAGAAACGGGACAGCGCCAUCAGCCUGAUCGGAGGAAAUGAAGCCUCCUCCGAGAACCGCAGGAGGAAAGACCCGGUGCUGCUCCUGCCCUGGUGGAAGGAGAUCCUCGGAACCAUCAUCUUCUGCAUCGCCACCACCACCUACAUUGUCCGCAAGUUCUUUCACCCUCCUGCCCCCGUGGCCUAUGUGAGGCAACGGAAAGAGUCAGAAACUCAGUGCCAGACAGACUGCAAGUUUGACCUUGAAGUUGUGGAGUCCAGAGAAGCUGUUACCAUGGAGAUCCGUUCCACUGAAUAUGUGUCCAGGUACCUGACAGACUUUGAGCCCAUGCAGUGCCUUGGCCGGGGGGGAUUUGGCGUUGUGUUUGAAGCACGCAACAAAGUGGAUGACUGCAACUAUGCCAUCAAAAGAAUCCGGCUGCCCAACAGGGAGCUGGCCCGGGAGAAGGUGAUGCGAGAGGUGAAGGCGCUUGCCAAGCUGGAGCACCCGGGGAUUAUCCGCUACUUCAACGCCUGGCAGGAGAGCCCCCCCGAGGGCUGGCAGGAGGAGAUGGACCAGCGGUGGCUGAGAGACUCCAGUGCUACCGACUGGCCAAUGAGCUUUGUUGACCACAUGGAGGCGCUGUCAGUCAAAGUCCCUGUGUCCAGCUCGGUGUGCCCCCGCGGGCCGGACGGCGACAUCCUGGGGGCAUCAGCUGCUGAGCGUGCCCUGCUGUCCAGCAGCACUGUGGGCUUUGACAACGGAGAGCCGUCCUUCCAGCCGCUGCUCGGCCACGACAGCCUGAUGUCUGAGAGGGACAGCCAGGCCGACGCUUCCGACACCCCCCACUCCUUCGAGCUCUGCCCCCCACGCGGACCCAGCGACUGCACCUCCUCCUCCUUCGACAUCGUGUUCGAGGACUCAGGCUGCGAUCGGGACGCAGACGCAGACACAGAGUCGGACUGCGGCGCAGCCAGCCCCAACACAGAGACGGACAGGAACAGCUCGUCUUCCUCACAUACCAGACGACCGCCGUCUGCUCCCGCCUCCUCCUCAACCCCUGUGAGGCCAACGUCUCUUACCCUGGCUCUCCCUUCAGCUCCUCCAAGCCAGCGACUCCAGCCUUCACCUAAGGUGUACCUGUACAUCCAGAUGCAGCUCUGCCGGAAGGAGAACCUGAAGGACUGGAUGGCUCAGCGCUGCCUGCCAGAACAAAGGGAGCACAACCAGUGUCUGGACAUCUUCCUGCAGAUCGCUGAGGCUGUUGACUUCCUGCACAGCAAGGGGCUCAUGCACAGGGACCUGAAGCCCUCCAACAUCUUUUUCACCAUGGAUGACGUGGUCAAAGUGGGCGACUUCGGCCUGGUGACGGCGAUGGACCAGGAGGAGGAUGAGGACGAGCCCAGCGCUCUCACACCCGCCCCACUCCUGACCCGGCACACGGGCCAGGUCGGCACCAAGCUGUACAUGAGCCCGGAGCAGCUCUCUGGAAACUCCUACUCCCACAAGGUGGACAUCUACUCUCUGGGUCUGAUCCUGUUUGAGCUGCUGUAUCCCUUCAGGACGCAGAUGGAGAGAGUCAGGACCCUCACGGAGGUGAGAGUGCUGCACUUCCCUGAGGUGUUCUCCAGAAACAACAGCCAGGAGCUGAGCAUGGUGCGCAGCAUGCUGUCGCUGAGCCCCAGCGAACGCCCGGAGGCGGCGGAGAUCACGGGGACGGCCCUCUUCCAGGAGCUGGAGCUGCCCUGCCGGCUGGCUCUGAGGCCGCGCUCCCGCACCUACAGCUCCUCCUCAAUGGGCCGGCCCUCACGCCAGACUUCUACUACCUGAAACCUUGACUGUGACCCUAUGUGACCCUCCGCUCUGAGACGAGGACCUCCUGAAGCACCAAUCUGCAGAAAUCACCUCAGUUUGAGAUUUGUGAUUAACUGCAGCCCAACUUCUCCUGUUUGAUUCAGUUUCAGUAGAGAUGAGCCCACAGAAGGCAGCCAUGUUUUCAUGCUCACACCAGAAACCCCCGAUGGGUGCAAAUGCUUCUGUGUGGAUCUCUCUGCACCCUGCUGGAACAUCUUCAUCCCUCUGGGUCAGUCGGUGUUGGCUCGGCCACACCUCAUCGCCUGCAGGAGGCGCUCCACAGGGGACCCUGAAGCUUCCCUUCAUCUCUGAGCACCGACCGCCUUCACAUCCUCCACACGCCUGACCUGGAAGACCAAAAAGGACCUUCUCUUUUUUGAAGAGUUAGUGAUAUACUUCCUCACCUGUAGGGCGGGGCCAGCGGCCCCUCGGAGGGAUUUGGCUCCCGUCUCUGUGGGGAAGUGAGGGGAUUGUUUUAAAGCAGAACCUGGAGUCGGUUUUUCUCAGAGACAAUCAUUUUCUAACUGUACAUAUUCUUGUUUCUAUCAUUGUUACUCCAGAACCUUCUCUGGAUCUUGUACAGACUGUACUGCUUGUAAAAGGCUCUUUUAUGACACAACUGUAAGAUAGUGUGAUAUACUGUGAGAGAGGAAGCAAAGAGGAGACGACCUCUGCCAUUAAGUGAAAGCUGAAUGUCAUGGUGUGACCACACGGUGGGGGUCACCUCUUCCAAACUGUUCUCAGUGUUUUGCUCUUUUGUGACCCGGCUGGAGGGUUUGGCUCGCACAGCCUGACAGAACCAGAGUGCCAUUUGAAAGUCAGUUAAGUGUACUUUUGUGGAACCGAUGACUCGCCUCGCUUUUUGGAAGUUAUCCACUUAUCAUGCUGGUGUUCCAGCAAACACACUGGGGCGACCCAUGCACUGCGGGGGACCUGGACCUGAUCACAUGAUCUUCUUCGUUAUGCAUCUGAAGUGCUGGGAGAGUCACGUGACUUGUUAGGAACUACAAACACAAUCUCUUAUUUUGUAGGAGUGCUUUCAAAGACUGUACUUUUGAAAAACAUCUUUCUUUCUUUUUUUUUUUUACAAAAAGUUCCGUUUUUUUUAGAAUUCUGCAGACCCGUUUGUGUCUGACGUAGGAAGUCAAACCGAUACUCCAGGCUCGUGACAUGCAGAAGGCCCUGCAGAGGUUAUGAUGAAGCUUCCAGAGCGGACAGUCAUUCUGCAGAACCGUCUUCUUCAUCCACCUGAAACCCUUUUUCACAAACCUUUUGUAUAAUUUUUCUACUUCUUAGUCUCGAUUAGUUUGAUGUUGGAUUAAGGAAACAUUUUCCAAAAAUGUUCUUGGAAAGCAUUUUCAUCUGUUCUUGGGAGGAUGAGCUGUGUUUGCAGCUUAGAUGAUGAAGAAUCCAGCGUUCACAGCUCCACUGAUAUGUUAUCAGUAGUUUCAUCCGAUCAAGAUGUUUAUCCUCUCCUCCUGCUGGUUUUUGAGGAUCUCGUGGAGGACGACUCCCCUUCCCUUGUGUGGGCUGCACCUGUCAGUCAGGUCUUCUUGUGCACAACCUCGCAUCACACUGUCUAUAUUAAACCUGUAAAUAUGUCCAUUUGCUUUAUUUAUGUUUUGAUGCUGCGAUCAAUCCGCGUUGGGUUGGAGUUGUCAUGAAUGUGCUUCUCGGAGCGCGUUGGAGUAUGCUGACUUCUUAAAAGUCUAAGUUUAAUAAACUCUUCUAUUCCAUUUGUA